Messenger RNA from Cornus florida, 2967 nucleotides. RefSeq lists its product as uncharacterized. The record is from RefSeq and is a predicted model, not a curated record. Gene Ontology annotation, biological process: DNA integration. The coding region runs from base 1 to 2967 and encodes 988 amino acids. Gene Ontology annotation, molecular function: RNA-DNA hybrid ribonuclease activity; nucleic acid binding. Lineage: Eukaryota; Viridiplantae; Streptophyta; Magnoliopsida; Cornales; Cornaceae. The transcript has 2 exons.
AUGGAAGGGAAGCCUAAAGAAGAUAAAAUACUUGGCCAGGCGGUUAAUUGCUGCCUUGCCAGGUUGAAAGCAUAUCUGGCCGAACUACUGCUGGAAAGGACUGCAGAUGCUAGUACUUCAUUUUCAACCAAUGUUUUGGAGAUUAGGGAAGAUACUGAAGACAAGUUGGAUGCUAUCCAACUAACAGACUUGAAGGCAGCGCCAAUGAAGCUUGAUGAUCUUAAGGCCGAAGUGCAAGAUCCACUUUUGGAACUAAACCUUGGAACGGAGCAAGACCCUCGGCCUACCUAUAUUAGUAAGCUUUUGGAACCAACCUUUAGAGAAGAAUUAAUUUCCUUACUUCAUGAGUACAAAGAUUAUUUUGCAUGGACGUAUGAGGAAAUGCCAGGACUUUCCAGAGAACUGGUAGAGCAUAAGCUGCCAAUCAAAGAAGGUUUCAAGCCUUUCAAGCAGCCUCUAAGAAGGAUGUCCCAAGAAAUGGUUCUUAAGGUCAAAGAAGAGAUAAAAAGGCUACACAAGGCUGGUUUUAUAAGAACUGCCAGGUAUGUUGACUGGAUUUCCAAUAUAGUUCCAGUUAUUAAGAAGAAUGGCAAGCUAAGAGUAUGUGUGGAUUUAUGGAAUAUCAAUCUUAUAACUUCAAAAGAUGAAUACCCCAUGCCUGUUGCUGACAAGUUAGUGGAUUCUACUGCUAAUAAUGAAAUUCUUUCAUUCAUGGAUGGACAUUCCAGGUACAACCAGAUUUAUAUUGCAAAAGAGGACAUUGCUAAGACGGCUUUUAGAUGUCCAAGAUCUAUUGGAACCUUUGAAUGGGUUAUCAUGCCGUUUGGGUUGAAGAAUGUCGAAGCAACAUAUCAGAAGGCCAUGAAUUCCAUUUUCUAUUAUAUGAUUGGCCAUUUCUUGGAAGUCUACAUUGAUGAUGUAGUCAUCAAAUCCUCAGUUAAAGGUCAACAUCUCCACAAUUUAAAAAUGGCUUUUGAAAGGAUGAGGCAGCACAAGUUGAAGAUGAAUCCCUUGAAGUGUGCCUUUGGGGUUUCAGUUGGAAACUUCCUAGGUUUCUUGGUCUAUCAAAGGGGUAUUGAGAUAGACCAAAAUAAAGCAAAGGCAAUUAUUGAAGCAAAGCCACCGACCACUAAGAAAGAAUUACAAAGAUUUCUUGGCCAGGUUGGAUAUUUGAGGAGAUUCAUUGCCAACCAUACUGGAAAGACUCAUGCUUUCUCCCCAUUGCUAAAAUCGAAAGGUGCUGAAGAAUUCAAGUGGACAGAACAGCACCAGCACGCCUUUGAAGGUUUGAAAAGCUACCUGGCCAACCCUCCAGUGAUGAUGCCUCUAAUCAAGAAACGACCUUUAAGAUUAUACUUAUCGAUCGCUGAUGAAUCCAUUGGAACUCUUCUAGCUCAGAACAAUGAAUGGGGAAAUGAGCAAGCCAUCUAUUAUCUAAGUAGGGUGCUCACUCCAGUGGAAUGUAGGUACACUUCCAUUGAAAAGUUGUAUCUUUUCUUAUAUUAUGCGGCUAUGAAUUUGAGAAACUAUAUGUUGCCAGUGGCCGUGUAUAUCAUUUCUCAAACAAAUUUGAUUAAGUAUAUGCUUUUGAGUCCUUUGAUCACUGGAAGUAUUGGAAAGUGGUUAUUGGUUUUAAUGGAAUUUUCUUUCAAGUACAUUCCACAAAAGGCAGUUAAAGGAAGGGCGAUGGCAGAAUUGCUAGUAGAUCACCCUUCUACCAAGAUAGAUUCAGAAGUAUGUGACGAGGUGGAUAAUCUUUACCUUGACUAUACACCUUGGACUCUCAUGUUUGAUAGGUCAAGCACCCGUGACGGAGGAGGAGCUGGAAUAGUUAUCAUUUCACCAAAAGGAAGAAAAACCACGUUCUCUUUCUUCUUGGAUUUCAAGUGUAUAAAAAACCAAGCUGAAUAUGAAGCACUAAUCAUUGGGCUGGAAAUCCUGCUAGAGUUAAAGGUGGAUAAAGUCCAGAUUAUUGGAGAUUCUAACUUGAUACUCAGCCAACUUUCUGAAGAAUAUAGAUAUCUUAAUUGGCAUUUAAGGCCUUUCCACUCUUUAGCCUUGGAAUUACUUUGCCAGUUUGAUGACUUCCAACUCAAGUAUUGGCCAAGGCAUUUGAACACAGAGGCUGAUGAUCUAGCACAACUAGCCUCUCGAGUAAAAGUCCCACCGGGUGUAGAAGAGACCUUGAUCAAAAUCAAAAGAAGGACUCUUCCUUCUAUAGACUCACGGUGUGAGAUGGCAGGUCAUUUCCAAGCUGAUAAGCUAGAAAGAAUCAAACCUGCCAAGAAGACGUGGGAGAUUUUCAAUAUUGAUAUAGAUGGUAUAGACUUGGAUGAUUGGAAAACACCAAUUAUUUAUUUCUUGCAAAAUCCUAAUGCCAAUGUGGACAAGAGAAUUCAACUUUUGGCACCGUAUUACAUUUUGAUUGAUGGAGAUCUCUAUAAGAAGAGUAAAGAUGGACUUUUGCUAAGAUAUCUUGGCAGGAACGAGUCCAUGAGAGUAAUAGCAAAAUCGCACCUUGGAAUAUGCGGAGCACACCAAGCUGGAAUCAAGAUGAGGUGGCUUCUUAGAAGAGGGUGGGCUUUGGGCUUUAUUGGAAAGUUAAGGCCACCAUCUGCAGAUGGCCACACUUAUAUGGUAGUUGCAACAGAUUAUUUCAUAAAGUGGGUGGAGGCCAUUCCAUUAAAGAUUUAUGAGCAGUCAAUAGUGAUUAACUUUAUCAAGAAGCACAUUAUACACAGGUUUGGAAUUCCAGAGACUCUCACCAUAGAUAAAAGCCUUUCCUUUGUUGGAAGUGAGGUUAUUGACUAUUGUGCUAAAUGUGGCGUUCAAGUAAUCAGUUUUACUCCAUAUUUUGCCCAAGUAAAUGAACAGGCAGAAGCUUCCAACAAAGUAAUUCUUAACAUCUUAGAAAAGAUGAUUGAGAAUCAUCCAAAGGACAAAGGAGUGUCAUCAUUUGCUUUCUGA